This is a messenger RNA of Oryzias latipes (Japanese medaka), 790 nucleotides long. It is a transcript of the gene sdhaf1, whose product is annotated as succinate dehydrogenase complex assembly factor 1. The record is from RefSeq and is a predicted model, not a curated record. Gene Ontology annotation, biological process: mitochondrial respiratory chain complex II assembly. Gene Ontology annotation, cellular component: mitochondrion. Lineage: Eukaryota; Metazoa; Chordata; Actinopteri; Beloniformes; Adrianichthyidae.
GGGGUUCUGACAGGUGUGAUGAUGACGUGGGGGGUGGGGGGCUCACCAGUCUGCCUCUGUUUCAUAAAACUCUAUUGAAGAGGAAUCUGGUUGUGGCCACCUGUUGAAACGGCACGUGCAGCUUUGAGCGUCUGUGGACCGGAGUCACGAACCGGAUCCAAACGGAAGCUUCGGGACCAGGACCAGGACGCUCCUGCAGUCAGUUCUGUCCUCUGAAGAACCCCAUCGUGGUUCAAACUAGUCCAGGUCUGCCUGAGGAGGCUGCAGUGUGCCUGGGGGGCCGUGAUGCUUCACCUGCAGACAGAAGCAGCUCCUCUGUGGUGGACCUGCAGGCGCUCUGCUCACAGGUGCUGGUAGUGACCUACAGGUCGGUUCUUCAGCCACGAUGCGGCACAGCAAGCUGCAGCAGCAGGUCCUGGUUCUGUACCGACAGUUUCUGCGAGCCGCUCAGAACAAGCCCGGCUUCAUCCCACGGAUCCGUGACGAGUUCAGGGAGAACGCCCGCAUCAAGAAGACGGACGUGAUGCACAUCGAGUACCUGUUCCGGCGAGGCCAGAGGCAGCUGGAGCAGCUUCGGGACGCCAACACCAAGCAGCUGGGCUCCUUCUCCAAACCCAAAGGGUCCGGCUGAAGUCCGGCUGCCUUCAGAGUCACAGACAGACGUGAGCGAAAGGUCAUUUACAGGAGAGGAGGCGCGGGCGGACGAGGCGCGGGCAGAAUCCCUGUCAAGAAGUUUUCUGUAGGAGAAACCAAGAUGUGCUUCAACAAAUAAAAACCAGUUUCUGCUGCA